This is a messenger RNA of Phalaenopsis equestris, 1141 nucleotides long. RefSeq names its product thymidine kinase-like. Gene Ontology annotation, biological process: thymidine metabolic process. NCBI's taxonomy places the organism in Eukaryota, Viridiplantae, Streptophyta, Magnoliopsida, Asparagales, Orchidaceae. Bases 200 to 1033 code for a protein of 277 amino acids. The record is from RefSeq and is a predicted model, not a curated record. The transcript has 4 exons. Gene Ontology annotation, molecular function: ATP binding; thymidine kinase activity.
CUAGGGCACAACCGAUCACCGCGCGAGAGCGUGCUAAAAUUUCCCGGCCACUCCGUCAUCGCAAACUUUCAUCCUUCCUUCCCUCCAAAACCCUAAAAACCAUUUUCCCUCGCUUUCAUCGAAUUCAAAUCCAAAAAUAGAAAAGAUUCAAAUUUGAGUCAACAAUUGAUGCUCUCACAAGCCUUUCGCUCUUUCUAGCAUGAAAUCCCUAUUUCGCCCCCCUUCCUUAAUACAUAUUGUUGACUCUCAUCUUUCCCGCUCCCUCCCCUUAUACUCCCAAACCAUCUCAAAUCAUCGCCCUCAGCUCCGCUUGAAAUCCUUACCGACUUCUUGCUCCAGAUCAUACUCUAUCAUGCCGGCGAAGGAAACCCUUUUAUCCGCAGCAGAUGGCCGAGCUCUCUGCGGUGAGAUCCAUGUGAUCAUCGGCCCGAUGUUUGCUGGAAAGACGACGGCUUUGCUCCGCCGUAUUCAGAUUGCUAUCGACGGUGGAAGGAGAGUAGCAAUGAUAAAAUCAGAUAAGGAUAAUCGAUAUGGAGUGGACUCUGUGGUGUCACAUGAUGGUGCAAAAAUGCCUUGUUUUGCUGUUCCGGAGCUUUCGGUUUUUCGAAGUAACAUUGGUGAUGAAGACUAUAAUAUGCUUGAUGUCAUAGGGAUUGAUGAAGCUCAGUUUUUUGAAGACCUCUACGAUUUCUGUCAUAUUGCUGCUGAUCGUGAUGGAAAGACUGUUAUUGUUGCUGGUUUGGAUGGUGAUUACUUGAGGAGGAGAUUUGGUUCAGUGCUCGAUAUAAUUCCGCUUGCCGACUCUGUUACUAAAUUGAACUCGAGGUGUGAACUAUGUGGCCGACCUGCUUUCUUCACCUUAAGGAAGUCGAACCAAACCGAAACAGAACUUAUCGGCGGUGCCGAUGUUUAUAUGCCGGUUUGUCGGCGGCAUUAUGUUAGCGGACAGGCAUUAAUUGAAACAACAAAAAUUAUUUUGGAAGGUAAGAAAAUUGAAACUUAUUCUGAAGCUGCUCCUUUAUCAGGAUUAUGAGACGGAGUACUAAGGUUUAUUCUUCAUCUGAAUGCUUUCAUUCUUAGUAUAAGUUAUGUAUGUUUAUAUGGUUUUAUUUUGAUGUGCAUGUUUUGCUGUGUUUUGAAA